CUUUUGCUUCCUCCUACAAACCCUCCAUUCGACCUCAUACCACGGUUGUCCAUGAAUUUUCUUUCUUUCUCUUUUUUGUAUAAUGGUGAAUCUUGAGAAUCGCAUGAGAGUCACUAGAUCGUAUGCAAAGAGAAGAGCAUCAGAAGCAAUGGGUGAUCAACCACAACAUAAGCAACCGAAGAAAAAACGGGUUGUUUUAGGUGAAAUUUCGUCAAAUGUUCUUGGUAAUCCGAAUUUACCAUCGUGUUCAAAACCUCGUCCAAGAGUUUGUUCUACGAAGGUAACCAAACCUGUUAAUACUCCCCUGGAAAAUGCCCCGCAGGAGGAUGUUAUUGGGUUGGGAAAAUUUUCAUCUGAUGAUGUUGAUGAUCCUCAAAUGUGUGAACCUUAUGUUUCUGGAAUUUAUGAAUAUCUUCGUAAUAUGGAGCAAGAGGAGAAGAGAAGGCCGUUGACGAAUUACAUGCUGAAGAUUCAGAAAGAUGUGACAGUAACUAUGAGAGGAAUAUUGGUGGAUUGGUUGAUAGAUCUUGCAGAUGAAUUCAAUGUUCUUUCGGAUACCCUUUAUUUAACAAUCUCCCAUAUGGAUCGAUAUUUAUCUUACAAAUCCAUUAAUCGAGACAGACUUCAACUUCUUGGUGUUACCGCCAUGCUUAUAGCUUCGAAAUAUGAAGAAAUAAAUCCCAAAUCUGUGAGAAAAUUUUGUGAGAUGACAGCAGAUACCUAUACUGAACACGAGCUUAUAGAGAUGGAAACGGAUGUACUCAAAACCCUUAAUUAUGAAAUGGGUAAUCCAACCGUGAAGACAUUUCUCACUAGAUUCAUUCGAGUUGCUCAAAGAAAUCCUAAAAAUCCCAAUUUGCAGUUCGAAUUUUUGAGCUACUAUUUAGCUGAGUUGACGUUAACGGAUUAUGGAUUUUUGAAGUUUUUACCUUCUAAGAUUGCUGCAGCAGCUAUUUUUCUAGCGAAGCUCACAAUUAAUCCGAAAGAGCACCCAUGGAAUCUAAGCUUGCAAAAUUUCACUGGAUAUAAGUGUUCUGAUCUAAAGGAAUGCGUUUCUCGAAUACAAGUUUUGCAAUUAGAUAGAACAGGAGGGUGUUGGGAAGCGAUAAAAACGAAAUACAAGCAGCAUAAGUACAAAUGUGUUUCGACAUUGACAUCUUUAUCGGAAAUACCUGCUUCUUACUUUGAAUAAAUGGCGGAUAAAGUUUCCUUGUAAAUCAGAUCCCGACAUCUUGCUUCAUUCUUCCUUAGACUAGUGCAAAAUGGUGCUACCUUGGACCGGAAACCAGUAUUUUUUGAGGAAAAAGUUUAAACUGCAAAGUGUUAACUACUGACAAAGCUCAUGAAGUUGGAGAACUUCUGUGCAGUACAUACUAGACAGUAGAGAGUACACAGGCAUAUAGGUUUAAUUUUAGUAGAUCAUUAACUCAUAUUGAUGCUUAAUGGAAGCUUUGGCUUAAAGGGUUCAAUUUGUGCCACAUCUUAAUCUGUACUCAUUGAUGAUUCUUUUGUUCACUGAUUGUUUUUGAUGAUUAAAAUGAACAAUAGAGAUAAUAAUUGAUUGAUGUGCA
Messenger RNA from Amaranthus tricolor (Joseph's coat), 1571 nucleotides. RefSeq names its product G2/mitotic-specific cyclin C13-1-like. Bases 83 to 1192 code for a protein of 369 amino acids. Gene Ontology annotation, biological process: regulation of cyclin-dependent protein serine/threonine kinase activity; mitotic cell cycle phase transition. Gene Ontology annotation, molecular function: cyclin-dependent protein serine/threonine kinase regulator activity. NCBI's taxonomy places the organism in Eukaryota, Viridiplantae, Streptophyta, Magnoliopsida, Caryophyllales, Amaranthaceae. Gene Ontology annotation, cellular component: cytoplasm; cyclin-dependent protein kinase holoenzyme complex; nucleus. The transcript is spliced from 8 exons. The record is from RefSeq and is a predicted model, not a curated record.